Messenger RNA from Naumovozyma dairenensis CBS 421, 948 nucleotides. It is a transcript of the gene CBR1, whose product is annotated as cytochrome-b5 reductase. Gene Ontology annotation, molecular function: oxidoreductase activity. NCBI's taxonomy places the organism in Eukaryota, Fungi, Ascomycota, Saccharomycetes, Saccharomycetales, Saccharomycetaceae. The coding region runs from base 1 to 948 and encodes 315 amino acids. Gene Ontology annotation, cellular component: plasma membrane; endoplasmic reticulum. The record is from RefSeq and is a predicted model, not a curated record. The transcript has a single exon.
AUGUAUAUUCAAACCGAAGUAUCUUCAAAUAUGAACACUAUGCCAACAGGGACUCCAGCAAAUGUUGCCACCGAACCUUCGACCCCAUCCAAAGCAAAGGUAUACCUAACAAUCUUAGGUUUCACCGCUUUAUUUACACUCAUUUUCAAACAAUUAAUCAAUAUAUUUGGCACCAUAAGAACCAAAAAAAUCAUCUUAGAAAAGGGCAAAUUCCAUAAAUUCCCUUUAAUCUCCAAGACAAUCCUAACACAUAACACCGCGACAUACACCUUUGGAUUGCCUCAUAAAGAUGAUAUCUUGGGAUUACCAAUUGGUCAACAUAUCUCUAUUAAGGAAAAUAUCGAUGGUAAGAUGAUAAUGAGAUCUUAUACUCCAACUUCCUUGGAUUCUGAUACUCAUGGACAAUUUGAAUUAUUAGUUAAGACUUACCCUAAUGGUAAUAUUUCAAAGUUUAUUGGGAAUUUGAAAAUUGGUGAGACUAUUAAUGCAUGUGGACCUCAAGGUAAUUACGAAUAUGAAGUUAAUUGUCGUAAGAAAUUGGGGAUGAUUGCUGGAGGGAGUGGAAUUGCGCCAAUGUUCCAGAUUAUGAAAGCUAUCUAUUUGAAUGAAAAUGAUAAGACUCAAGUUACUUUACUUUAUGGGAAUGUUCACGAAGAGGAUAUCUUGUUGAAGAAGGAAUUGGAUGCAAUGGUAUCUGGGAGACCUGAUCAAUUUAAGAUAGUUUACUUGUUAGACGAUCCUGAAAGAGAAGACUGGGAAGGUGAAACUGGUUAUGUUACCUUGGAGUUGAUGGAAAAAUAUAUACCAAAACCAACUGAAGAAUCUGUUCAACUAUUAAUUUGUGGUCCACCAAGAAUGGUGGGUACUGUGAAGAGAAACGCUGUGACUAUGGGAUACCCAAGGGCUAAACCAAUCUCAAAGAUGGAAGAUCAAGUCUUUAUAUUUUAG